GUACAUCAAUACCCUUUCGCACUUUCAAGUUACUUUCACACCACAUCCCACGCUACAUUUCUCAAUCCUAUUUCCAUCAAACUUCCAACUACAACUAACUCACUUUACUCCUCUCUCCAUCCACCUUAUUGCCCAUCCAUCUUGAGAACUACAUAUCCAUCUCUUCAUCUACUUCUAAAAAGUUCUUGUCGAACAAGUAAACUUGCUGUUAUAUUUCUACUCUAUUAUUCUGCUGCUCUGCUGUUCUUCUUGGACUGGUUGUGUAGCAGUUGCCAUCUGGCCCACUGGAGUGCCGCCCUGGUUCUCUCCACCUAUCCGCCUUGAUCCUUUUGUCUCUUAAUGUCGGGACAUUACUCUGAGCACUCUGAGCCGCCUCCUUCAAAUACAGGACGCUAUCGCACCGCGGACGAAAUUGUACGUUCCAUACUUGAUAGUGAUGCUUCGCCACUCGACAUUAGCCCUUCCGGAGAGUUAUAUCGGGCUAUAGAGAGGUAUUAUCCAUAUCCACGGCCUCAGAAUAACAGACGGCCAGACCUCUUUCGGAAUAGCUUAAGACCCUUGGGCCAACGCUCACCCUUGAGGAACAGCAUGCCAUACGAGCCUAGCCCGGAGACGCAACGAAGAUUCUCGAGAGAACCGCAAAGCUCUGACACAUCGCCAUUAUACAACUUACCUUCCACUACUCCUUACCUACCGCCACUGCGGUCCUUGACAAGUUCUCGACGACCCUCGAUCAUGCCUACCUCCCGUGUGCCUAGCGGGCGAAAUGCGCCGACACGUCCAGCUGAUCGCUACCCAUCGAGGCUUCGGGGUGCGCAUGAGAACCGAAGUGAGCCUAUUGAAGAUGCUGUAGAGUUUUGGGAACGUCUCGAGCCCUUUGAUCUGAGUUCGCGAGGUACCCGAAGGUCAGCCACAGCUCAACUCAACGAUUCUCAGUCAUACCUAGACGAUGAACGAUUACGGGAAGAUAGAUUACGGGAAGAUACCAAUUCACAAUUACGGGCACUCGCAGAAUUCACCAACUCCCCCAGCCACCCUUAUUCAGAUCUUGCAUUUUCAUCACCACCGCCACCUCAAGACUCUACAGAAGAGAGCCGACGAGUUAAAAGGCGCAAAUUGGAUUCGGAUCGCCUGUCCAGUGGAUUUCAAGGCUUUCGAUACGGGAAAUACGGACAGGUCGAACCUGGUCAGCUGACUAUGGAGCUAGUCAGCUGUGAUGGUGGCAUCUAUUCGGAUGACAGCCACAAGUAUGCCGCCGAGAAUAUCCUCAAAAAUGAUCAGACGGUCUACUGUACUGAGGGGCCGAGGUGUAAUAUUAUCCUGAGGCACCAGGGAGCCACCGUUUUUACGCUAAAGGAGUUGGUUAUAAAAGCACCCAGGUCGAACUUCACCUCUCCUGUACAGGAGGGCAUGGUCUUCGUUUCGAUGACGUCUGACCAUCUCCUAACGCGAACAGCCCAGUACCAGAUUCAAUACUCUGCGACAUUACCUGGGCGCACAGAGCGGGAGUCUCAACCUCUGACGCCAAUUGUGUCUAUUAGACAUAAUGAAGAUGGGAGCACUAUGACCCAUGCACAGAUCCGAGCAAGGCGUCUUUACAAUAUCGGCAUGGAAGAUGAAGACAAUAGUGUUCGAAUUGCGCAAAUUCCCUCGGAAUUUAAUGUCUCGCCGCCUCCUUUUAGAGUCACUACGGAGUGUAGCGAUGACGAGGGAGAUGAUCCGACCCCAGGGGAAGAUUGGCCGCCACAUGUUGGCAUUGGCUCAUUGCCAUUUGAAAGUGAGUCGAGUGAUGAGGAAGAAAACUCACCGGACUAUUCGUUCAGAGAGGCAUUUCGCCGGUUUCGCCGGCGACGUAAUCGGCCUAGCAACGCACUCGCAGAAGCGUUGGAAGCUGCUCAGGUAGCUACACAGGAAGCUGUUCGUGCAGUGGGGGGUGAGUUAAUGGUUCCGCACGCGCGAUUCUUCAUUGAGCGGAACAGAAGUAAAUGUACCAUCAAGUUUGAUCCGCCAGUUUCUGGGCGGUUUAUAUUGUUGAAGAUGUGGAGUCCUCGUCGCGACCCGAAUGCAAAUAUCGACAUUCAAGCAGUGGUCGCUAAGGGCUUUGCUGGGCCAAGAUUUUUCCCGUCUGUAGAGUUACGAUGAUAGACUUGCACAAAUAUUGGCGCGAAAGGGAGUAGUAGCUCAUUGAUUAAUAGGAUUAGUUGCCUGAAAAAAGGGCAAAUGGACUAGUUUUAUUACACCUAAUAUCUGUGUGUAUUCUUUGAACUUUAUGCUAUCUCCUUUCUUUGAAGAUGGGAUAUUUCCCCCUUUAUACAAUUCAAGUCUCUACAUAUGUAUUUUGAGUCAUACAUACAUGUAUAUCUUCUAUUGAUGUACAUAGCCUGGAGGCAUUAUAAUUUGCUACUAGGUAGUUACCUAAAAUAACUACUUGAUACACAUUGCCCAU
This is a messenger RNA of Hypoxylon fragiforme, 2446 nucleotides long. RefSeq lists its product as uncharacterized. NCBI's taxonomy places the organism in Eukaryota, Fungi, Ascomycota, Sordariomycetes, Xylariales, Hypoxylaceae. The transcript has 3 exons. Bases 340 to 2142 code for a protein of 600 amino acids. The record is from RefSeq and is a predicted model, not a curated record.